This is a messenger RNA of Esox lucius (northern pike), 2330 nucleotides long. RefSeq lists its product as uncharacterized. The record is from RefSeq and is a predicted model, not a curated record. Gene Ontology annotation, biological process: linoleic acid metabolic process; lipid oxidation. NCBI's taxonomy places the organism in Eukaryota, Metazoa, Chordata, Actinopteri, Esociformes, Esocidae. Gene Ontology annotation, molecular function: iron ion binding; oxidoreductase activity, acting on single donors with incorporation of molecular oxygen, incorporation of two atoms of oxygen; protein binding.
GUCUUCGGAAGACGUGUCUUUGGAUAUAUCCUGUGUUUACUGGAAACUUCAUAAAAAAUACACCAGGGCCAUGGAUGAAUUCCAGGUGGCCAUGCAUACCUCACCUUUCCCGACCUCGGGAACCUACAGCAUCGUACAGAUCACUUUGAUUGACUCAGAAGGUGUUGAAACUUUGCCCAUCACAGUAAAUGCAGGGGCUGAAGAACGCCACCUCUUACCUGGAUCAGCCUGCAUGGUAAGAGUGUGUUCAGAGGUGGCACUGGGUAAGGUGGUUCUAGUCAGGCUACAUUUGGAGGCUCGGACUGGGUUCCCAGACUUGGACUGGCACUGCAAGGGGGUGGAGGUCCGGAGAAUGUAUUCCGGACAAAGUGAAGCAGCAGGACAACAGGAUGAGGAGGCAGAGUUCUUCCCCUGCAGCAGGUGGCUGCGGUCUGUAGAUGGCGAUGUGGAGUUACGGAACAGACACUUGUGUCUGUUUAACUCAGAGACUGUGCAAAUACUAAAGGACCACAGGCUUAAAGAGCUACAGAGUAAACAACGACACAUCAGGUGGCGUACGUUUGCUGACGGCGUUCCUCACUGUGUGGAUAUGACCAGUGUGAAGGAUCUGGGACCCAACCUCAGCUACACACGCCAGAGUCCAGGCAUCAAUCUUGCUUAUCUGAGGGGUUUCACAGAAAGAGCUGAAUCCUGGAAAAGCUUUACUGAGCUGAAUACCGUGUUCAGCCACAACGGGAGUCUGAACAACGCUGCUAAGUAUGUGCAGACCCAUUGGACAGAGGACUGGUUCUUUGGCUACCAAUGUUUGAAUGGUUGUAACCCUUUCAUGGUGCAACAGAUACGCUUUCUCCCAUCCAACCUGUCAAUUACCUCUGACAUGCUCCGCCCUUUUCUCCCUGACACAUCCUCACUGGAACUGGAGCUAGAAAGAGGGACUAUUUUCCUGCUGGACUACGAGGUGUUGGAAGGAGUCCCGGCCAACAUCAUUAACGGGAAGCAGCAGUAUCUCGCUGCCCCUCUGGUCAUUCUGCAUCUCAACCACCAGGGGCAGCUAAAACCCAUUGCCAUCCAGCUUCAGCAGGCCCCUGGUCCUCAGAACCCAGUGUUCUUGCCUUCUGACCCCAGCCCUGAUUGGCUGUUGGCUAAGAUCUGGGUGCGAUGCUCAGACUUCCAGUGCCACCAGCUCUCCUCCCAUUUCCUCAGAACCCACCUGCUGGGGGAGGUGAGCUGCACCGCCACCCUAAGGCAGCUGCCAGAAGUACACCCUCUACACCAGUUGUUGAUGCCUCACAUCCGGUCCACACUACAAAUCAACAUCGAGGCCAGAUCCUCUCUACUGUCUGCCAAUGGAGUGUUUGACAAGGGUGAUUGUGGUGUUUGAAGGUGUCCACUGCUAUGUUUUACUCGAGCUACAGAGCGUCUACGAUACCGCAACCUGUGUGUCCCUAGCGACCUGGAAGACGAGGGCUACACCCUCCCACACUGCUACUACGCACAGGAUGCACUGCGAGUGAAUGCUCUGCACAGGUUUGUGAAUAGCUGGGUGGAUGUGUAUUACCAUGAAGACAAGGAAGUGGAGCAGGACAUUGAGCUGCAGAGCUGGAUUGAUGAGAUCCAUACACAUGGUUUCCCUCACUCAGGUUUUCCCCAGUCAUUCCAAACCAAACCAGAACUAUGUCAGUUUGUUACCAUGGUGAUAUACUGCUGCUCUGCCCAGCACGCUGCAGUCAACUUCUCUCAGUUGGAUUUUGCGCUGUGGAUGCCCAACUGUCCAGCCUCCAUGACGUGUCCCCCUCCACAGAACAAGGGGAAGUUAACUGAAGACGAGAUCCUCUCCAUUCUCCCGGAUGUCAACGCCACCUGCUCCCUUCUCAUCACUCUUUUCUUACUGUCCCAGCCUGCUUCUGACUAUGUGCCUCUGUGUCAGUACCGUGAGGCUGUGUUCAGCAGCGGCAUCCCACGAAGACUGGUGGAGCAGGUACAGGCUGAGCUCAGGGUAAUUUCUGAUGAAAUCACAGAAAGAAACAAGAAGCUGGAGCUGCCCUACAUGUACAUGUCCCCCGACCGCAUCGAGAACAGUGUGGCCAUCUGACUUUUUGUGAAAACACACACAUCAUAUAACUACCGUUCAUAUAAAAUACAAACAGCUGGACAGACCCCAUUGGCAUACACACAUAUAUACAUACAAAGACCCUCUCUCACACACACACGCACACACAAAUACACACAUUGGCAAAGACAGACACUACAAAGACAGACACACACGCACACACUGUUCUGAUCAUAAGCUCAGUAAAAAUGACACAGUUGAGUGCAGCUGAGUGGAUUUA